Messenger RNA from Gavialis gangeticus (Gharial), 1778 nucleotides. RefSeq names its product AKT interacting protein (gene AKTIP). The coding region runs from base 91 to 972 and encodes 293 amino acids. The transcript has 9 exons. Lineage: Eukaryota; Metazoa; Chordata; Crocodylia; Gavialidae. The record is from RefSeq and is a predicted model, not a curated record.
GUUUUGUUUUGUUUUUUUUUUAAGGAAAGAGUGACUGCAUUGGAGAGUCUGAAGACGUAGAGAAGUUGUCCUUUGCUCGGCAUACACGUUAUGAACCCUUUCUGGAGCAUGUCUACAAGUUCUGCACGCAAGAGACCUGAAGCUGAAGAAAAGACUUUGACUGGAGAGCUGAGAACCAGUCCUCCACGCACCUCUACAAAGAAACAGUUGCCUUCUAUUCCUAAAAAUACUGUGCCAGUAACUAAACCUGCUUCCCCUGCCCCUUCUUCCCAGUCUACAAAUGGAACACAUGCCUCCUAUGGGCCUUUCUACUUGGAGUACUCCCUCCUGGCAGAAUUCACCUUGGUUGUAAAGCAGAAGUUACCAGGAGUCUACGUGCAGCCUUCUUACCGAUCAGCAUUAAUGUGGUUUGGAGUAAUAUUUAUUAGGCAUGGACUCUACCAGGAUGGGGUGUUUAAAUUUACAGUCUAUAUUCCUGAUAACUACCCAGAUGGUGAUUGCCCGCGCUUGGUUUUUGAUCUACCAGUCUUUCAUCCACUAGUAGAUCCCCUCUCGGGUGAACUGGAUGUGAAAAGAGCAUUUGCAAAAUGGAGGCGGAACCAUAAUCACAUAUGGCAAGUACUAAUGUAUGCUCGUAGGGUCUUCUACAAGAUUGAUACAACAAGUCCUUUGAAUCCAGAGGCUGCAGUGCUAUAUGAAAAAGACAUUCAACUGUUCAAAAGUAAGGUUGUAGACAGUGUCAAACUAUGCAGCAGUCACUUAUUUGACCAGCCUAAAAUAGAAGAUCCCUAUGCAAUUACCUUCUCUCCAUGGAAUCCAGCUAUACAUGAUGAAGCUAGAGAGAAGAUGUUGACUCAAAAAAAGAAGUCAGAAGAUCAGCACUGCAAAAGCAUGCAUGUGUCUGGCCUGUCAUGGGUAAAGCCUGGUUCAGUUCAGCCUUUCAGCAAAGAAGAGAAGACGAUGCCUACCUAGUGUUUAUGGACAUUGAUGCACAAACACUUCAUGCGGGUGGAGGGAAUGUAAUGGAGAGAGAUGCAGCAAAGCAGUGACUUUUUUUUUUGUUCUUUUCUGAUCAUGGAUUCAUAAUCUGAAUGACAGCAGUGACUCCAGUAAAUCUACUCAGUGGAGUGCUUUGACUCUUAAUGUUUUACAUAUACAUUAGUUUUAAAGGCAGCCUGGAGUUUGGAAGUAUCGCUGAAUACUACAGUGCUUUUCUUAGAAAACUCUCUGGGGUGGGUAACUCCUCAGGGUGCUAAAAUGCCUGGAGGCUUUGGGUUGGUUUUCUUUUUAAGCUUUUCUUUUUGCUGCUCCAGAAAUAGCAUUUUUGAAUUUCUAAAAUGCUGGCAGAAAAAUUAGCAGGAAACUGGUGCCAGAGGUAAGCUGUGUUCAUGUAAACUAAUAGCAGAGUUAAACACUAUAUAUUUAAUGGUUUUAAAUACAUUGGUUUCUAUUGUAAAUACAUUAGCAUUUGAAAUUUGUAAAUAGCUGGUCAAAUGACUCCCUCUAGCACUUUCAAGGAAGGCAAGGCUGAGUUUGGUACUCAGUAUAUAGUGCAUUAUUAACUUCAAAAAUGUGUCACUAAAAUGCACAUUAGUCUGACAAAAUGAGAGCAGUGGUAGGCUUACUAGGUUUUUAUUGCAAAGGCUAAAAAUCAAAGCUUUUAAUGAGGUGUUUUUAUCUAAUAAAAUCUUAUUCUCAAGUUUAUGCAGCAGGGAUUACUAAACUAGUUUGACUAAUGUGUGUUUAACAGUGACAUCUUAAAAUUAAAAAAUCAUGGU